Messenger RNA from Stereum hirsutum FP-91666 SS1, 594 nucleotides. RefSeq lists its product as uncharacterized. The record is from RefSeq and is a predicted model, not a curated record. The transcript has 5 exons. NCBI's taxonomy places the organism in Eukaryota, Fungi, Basidiomycota, Agaricomycetes, Russulales, Stereaceae. Bases 1 to 594 code for a protein of 197 amino acids.
AUGAAGUUCAUCAGCGCCCUCUAUCUCUCCAUCUGCAUUCUUUCCCCUUCCUUCUCCGCUCUUGGCUCAACUAUCAAGCGUGACUCGAUCGUUACUCAGCGCGCGAGUAACCCUUCACUAGAUUGUAUUGGGGCGGAGAAAUACCUUGGCAUAAACAACAACGUAUACAGUGCAGCUUGUAACGAACUCGCCGAGUCUUGCUUGUCUGCCUCCAACUCCGGGACGACAGCACUUUGGAGUGUGAAGAGCUGUGUGGCUGCUCAGACCUGUGACCCUAAAACGGUGUUUGUCGCGCAAUGCCAGAAUAGUGCUGUUGCGAACGCGACUGACAUCCCGCACUUGGACUACAAUAUCUACGCUGGCAUUGUUGGCGACUGCGCUUGGGCCGAGGGUGGUUGUCCUAUCACCCAACAGAACUAUAUCGAUCUGAUAUACAGCGCAUUGAGUGACAUCGGGUCGACCAUUUGGCCGAGCUCGGCCGAAGAUGUGGUCAACGACUGGUGGACUCCCAUUCUCGACUGGACGGCCACAGGAACCACUAUUCCGUACACGAACUUCGAUGAUUGGCUGCAUUAUGAUGCAUACUCUGUAUAA